Penaeus vannamei (Pacific white shrimp) is the source of this 776-nucleotide messenger RNA. The record is from RefSeq and is a predicted model, not a curated record. Lineage: Eukaryota; Metazoa; Arthropoda; Malacostraca; Decapoda; Penaeidae.
GUAGGUAUCUCGCCGGGCUGGAGGAAGGAUAUGUGCGGCUCGCGGCUCCUGCCUCUUUAAACCGCUACCGUCUCCGGAGUGUACGCAAUUCUAGUCGUGUUAGAGAGUCAUUAUGGUCUGUGUGAGAGGGCACAGAUAGAUAGGCCUGCUGGAAGUAAGAGCACAUCGAGUGUAGGCCUAUUCUGCGCCCAUGUUGACAGCGAUGGUUGCUGGGCCGGGGCCGACGUACUAUAUGGACGGGUCCACGCACACCCAAUCCGUCGAUGUCAUGCACCAAGCACAGCUGGUGCCCUCAGCUGGUGGCGCGGUCGUGGUGGCACAGCAGGCUUCGCCGCAGCAGUCGCAGCAGCAGCAGGCCAACGGCGGGGGCGCUGGCAGCAACAGCAGUAACAGCAGCAGUCCCUCCACCAACAACAGCUCUGCGAAUGAUGUUGGAGGAGGAGGGGGAGGCGGGGGGGGGGAGGGGGGCGGCGGUGGCGGUGGAGGGCAACACCAUCACACCAGUAUACGCCGCCGCCGGCCAUGGCCCAGGGCCCGCCGCCCCUACUGCCCCCCGAGUUCUAUGGGGGGCGAUGCGUACUACCCCGGUCCCCCCGCCCGAGUACUGCCCAUCGCACUUGUGUGCUGUCCACGGCGUAACAGGUAAGGAUCCAGACGAAGCUGCCCCGGGCGCAGGACCCAACCUAGGCCUCCACGGCCCUCGGUGUCCUUUCGCCGCCGGGAGGGCGACUUCGCUACGAAGCCUCGCCUACUCUUCCCCCUCUCCCUACGCCCUU